Molecule: messenger RNA, 4041 nt
Organism: Brienomyrus brachyistius
Lineage: Eukaryota; Metazoa; Chordata; Actinopteri; Osteoglossiformes; Mormyridae
Gene: srsf11
Product: serine and arginine rich splicing factor 11
Exons: 11
Coding region: 2330-3280 (316 amino acids)
Cellular component (GO): nucleoplasm
Molecular function (GO): RNA binding
Source: RefSeq, a predicted model, not a curated record
UGACUCUCCCUUGCCAGUGACUUCACGUGUCUGUUUUGUAAAGUUCCUUGAAUCUGAAUCGGUGGGAGUGUCUCAGCAUUUGACAAACACAGUCUUCGUGGACAGAGCCUUGAUUGUCGUCCCUUAUGCUGAAGGUUGGUGCUUUAUGUUUGCUCUUCCCUGUUCAUCUUUGUUUAAAAAAAAUUGCACAACUGUAGGGUGAAACGUAGUGCUCCUAAUGGACCCUUGGUAUACAGCAGAAUGGAUGGAUCAUUCAACAGGUUGGGUUCCUUCAUGGAGCUGCAGUUAUUUGGGGCAGUAGAUUGUAUAAUGUUUCAGUAAAGAUUUCCAGAACCGUAAUACUGCAUGUGCUUUUGCCAGAUUUAGGAUCAUAUAUAUCUGGUAUGACUUGUGAAUUGCCGUCUAGGCUGCAUGUAAGUCCAUGCUGUAUACCAAGGUCUGGAACUGGGUUUGCUUGGAAAAUCAUAGUGAGACUGUGGCCAUGGACUCUCAUAGGGGGUGAAUCUAACUUUCAUGUGUAACCAUGCUCUUCCAAUUUAGAUUAUUCACUAUUAAACUUUUCUCUGUUAUUUGUGUGUGUGAUUUUUGUAGUGGAGAAGGCAAUUGCAGAGCCCCCUCCUUGAUGACUGAAACUGCUCCUCUGCAGCCAACAGGGGAUUGUAGACAAUUACAAAACGCCAGCAAGCAUUCAAGCCCCCCCACUGUUUUCCUGGUGUAAACACUUAACUCUCUUCUCUUGUUUUUUGUGUUUUAGCCCGUUUUCAUCCAAAGGGGAUAAAGCAAAUUUCAGAAGUCAGUUUGGUAUAAUGAAAGCAUGGCAAUACUUUUGUAUGCCAUAUAGAAUCACUUGUUUUUGGAAACACAUGGGAUAUUUUAUGCAUAUUUGAAUCACAUGGUUUUCAGGAAUAUAAAUAUGAACUCUUGCAGUUUGGUUUGAAAUUAAUUCAUGGGUUAAUAUUUUUAAACCCUCAAUUAAAUUUAAUCUGGAGUUAGUUUGGGACACGCAGAGUAUGAUACUGAAAUUGUGCACUGAAGUUUUGCUUGUUUUAGUACUUCUGGUUCGUAUGGGGGAACAAUUUGCCUAUUUUAUUCCGCCUUCAUUUGCCCUGAGUAAACAUCGCCAACGCGAACAGGGGUGCUGAUUUGCAUUUGCUGGUAUUUUUGUUGGAAUUUACUGCUCGUUUAAAUUUGUGCUUUGUGAAAACUAAGUUGCUGCAUGUGGCAGAAUCUGUUAUUUAUACAAACUCUCCCCCAAACUCUGGGACGCAUAUCCAAGUGGUAUUUGCACUGACGCAUUGCAGUAUUGUGGUGUAAAGUCCUUAUUAGUCCACCCCACAUGACGCGAACAAAGGGUCUGAUACCAUUUUUAACGGUGGUUUUUCUUUUUUGUUGUUGUGUUUUACAGUUCUUUUUCCUGGUUCAGCCAGUCAUAUACCAGGCCCUGCUGAAAAUACCACCCAACAGUUUUGUCUUCAGCAGCUAAUCCUGUUUCUCAAGUGGCCUUUCUGUGUUGUGUGUCUGUAAAGAUGACAGUGUUUGAAGUGAAAUUGAUUUCAGAUUUAUGCACACCCAUGGAUCAUCUCAUAAGAUUGCGUUCAUUUUUCUUUUGUUUUGUUUUUUGUCUUCAGCAUUGGGAACAUGUGCUGCUAUAACCAUGGCUUUUGCUGGCUCUUACCCCUAAUUCUCGAGGGCUAGUGUUCUUGGCUUUUAUAUCUGGCAUGUAAAACAAAUGCCUGGUCUUCUCUACACUACAUUACUUAAACUAAAGGGUAAAGGUAAAUAGAAGUGGCUUAGUUUUCUCAGUACCAGGUAAGGAACAAGGAUGUUUGUCAACAAAUCUGUUGACUGUCUGGAGCAGCACAGUAACCAGCAAAAGCCCAUUAAAAAGGAUUUUGUUAAAUGUUAAUUUUUUGUUUUAUGGUAAGUUGAGCCAUUGAUAGUAAACUGUACCAUGCUGUUGACUCCAAAAUCAUAAACUUUUGUUUUGUGUAUCUUGGUUUUUUUGUGUGCUUUAUAGCGAAGCAGCCGGCGCGAGUCGCUUGUUCAUAAAACGUCUUAUGAAACUUGAGAGCACACCCCACUGGAGAUCCGGCUGUGCUUGCUUACGUUUGGUUCAUGACUUAAAAAACAAGUACAAGGGGUCAUUCCCGAUGAGGCCAAAGCUUUGUCGCUGUUGGCUCCAGCAAAUGCUGUCGCAGGCCUCCUGCCAGGUGGUGGUCUUCUCCCAACUCCAAAUCCACUUGCAUCGAUUGGAGGGGUUCCAUUGGCUGCCCUAGGAGGUCCUGCCCUUGAUCCUGCUCUUGCUGCUCUGGGCUUGCCAGGGUCUAACAUGAAUUCCCAGUCUAUGACUACUGAUCAGCUUCUGAAGCUUAUGACUUCUGUGGAUCCCAAGUUGAAUCAUAUGGCCUCAGGAAUGAAUCUGAACCAAGGUCUGAAGGCGGACUCCUCCAGCAAAGAGAUCGAAGAGGCGAUGAAACGGGUCAGAGAAGCACAGUCUUUGAUCUCUGCUGCGAUUGAACCUGGAAACAAGAAAGAUGAUAAGCGGAAGCACUCGCGCUCCAGGUCAAGAUCACGGCGGAGGAGGUCUCGUUCUCGGUCACGGCACAGGAGAUCAAAGAGCAGAUCAAGGAGGAGGUCACACUCAAGGAGUAGAAGGCGUUCUAAGAGUCCCCGGAGGAGAAAAUCUCACUCAAAGGAGAGAGGCAGGCGUUCUCGUAGCAAGUCCAGGGAUCGGAAAAAGGAAGAGAAGAUUAAGAAGCGGUCAAAAACUCCCCCGAAGAGCUAUAGCACCACUCGGCGAUCCAGGAGCAUCAGCCGUAGGCGUAGGCGAAGCCGCACCACCAGCCGGUCGCCAAAGAAGUCAAGAUCUCCAAAGAGGAAGCUCUCCAGGUCCCCCUCUCCAAGAAGACACAAGAAGGAAAAGAAGAAGGACAAGGACAGGGAAAAGGAGAGAGACAGGGAUCGUGAGAGAAAGGAGGAAAAAGACCGGAGCCGUGGGGAAAGAGAGCGGUCUACCAGCAAAAAGAAGAAAAACAAAGAUAAGGAGAAAGAACGGGAAAAGAAGUCUGACGGUGAGAAAGGAGACGUCAAGGUAACCAGGGAUUAUGAUGAAGAAGAACAAGGGUAUGACAGUGAAAAGGAGAGGGAGGAAAAGCGAGAUUCUGACCUGGCCUCAUCUCCGCACCUCAAAGAGUCAGUGGAGACUGCAGGGGAGGCGGUGAAGGAGCCUAAAGUCAAUGGUGAUGAUCACCACGAGGAGGACAUGGACAUGAGUGAAUGAAGGCGUACCCCAUGGUUCAGCUUUAGGGCCACCCCAUCAUUAUUCAUGUAUUCCUAUCAUUUGAGUUUUCUGUUCUUUUUAAAAGCAACAACUGAUAUGCUUAACAACCCAAAAGCUGUCAGGUGAAUUGAAUAGCAGUCUUAAAUUUAGAUGUAUAGUUUUUUAAUAUUUUAAUACAAUUUCCAUCCUUUCUGUAAGACAGUGUAGGAUUAGUGGGUUUAUUUCUCAGAAGGUGGAAUUUCUUGUGCAUGUUAAAUUUUCUUUUUGGUUCUAAUCCAUAUUUGUAAACGAUAUACAAUAAAAUGGCAUUAUUAACAGGGUUGAUUUUGGUAAAUCGAAAGCCUGUUUAUUAAAAUAAGCCUUGGUCUCCAUGCACAGUUUUUUUUAUGGGGGGCAGGGGGGGGCUUCAUUUAUUCCUGCACUAUACCAACAUGAAAUACUGUCCUCCCAAUGACUUGUGUAUAUUAAAAUAUUUCAUAAUGAGGAUUUUGGUUGUUGAAGUAGAUUAGAUUGAACUUGAUUUCUGUUUGGAAACCAUUCUUUCUACAGCUGUUUAAAGCAGUUUGACUGUGGAAAUAUACCCUCAAUCCAGACCUGUUCUGUAUCCAGUCUUGUGAUUUAAUAGUUAUACCAGUUCCCACUGAAAUACUCUAUGUAAACUCGGUUGAAACCUGUGUGUGAAUUAGACCACACUGUCAGUAUAUAAUUUGUAACGUUACAUCAGUGAAGAUCUUUGAUAAUAAAAGUUGAUGGGAAAUUUA